This is a messenger RNA of Asterias rubens (European starfish), 4902 nucleotides long. Its product is annotated as sushi, von Willebrand factor type A, EGF and pentraxin domain-containing protein 1-like. The record is from RefSeq and is a predicted model, not a curated record. Lineage: Eukaryota; Metazoa; Echinodermata; Asteroidea; Forcipulatida; Asteriidae. The transcript has 24 exons. Gene Ontology annotation, molecular function: protein binding; serine-type endopeptidase inhibitor activity. The coding region runs from base 1 to 4236 and encodes 1411 amino acids.
AUGACUUCACUACUCUCCCGUACGUUGCCCUUUGUGUUUAGCGUGACCAUCUUGCAGCUGCCAUUGCUGAAGCAGACAGUAUGUGAUCAGCACGAUGCGGUUAUAAACGACUGUAAUGACAAGGAUUUAUAUUAUUCACUUCAUCACAUCUGCAAGAAACCUUGUACAUCUGCAGAGAACUGUAACAACACAGAGCAGUGUGUAUGUGAUGGAAGGUGUGGCCCAAGCUGCAUCGUUGUGGAUUCAAGUCCGAGUUGUUUUCCACUGCCUGACUCCCCCGAUCAUGGGUUUUCUUGGUUGACUGUUCCCGAUGAAACUACACACCCAGGACGCUUCGGAUCUCAGCUCCAUUACAUGUGUGAUACAAACUAUCAACUUAUUGGUUAUUCACAAGCCAUGUGUAUGUCCAAUGGACAGUGGGAGGAACAACCACCUUACUGCGUUCAUCGUGAAUCGCAAGCUGACUGCACUGAAUAUCAACAGCUGGAACAUGCCUCGUGGAAUCUUGUAGAUGACAACCCAAAUGGUGUGUUGACUGUUCGCUAUGAAUGUGAAGAUGGCUUUACUGCAAUAGGGCGGCAACAAAUCAGAUGUAUUCCUGGUAUAGGAUGGGAACCACUCCAAAUGGAAUGUAACAUGCUGAAAUGUGGUAGUCCUAGUAUACCGUUGAAUGGUUUCAUAACGUCGUUAGAUUUCCGUUAUGGAUCCAGCAUUGCAUACGGAUGUCUUGACUCUCACACAUUGCAAGGACCUGCAAGCCGUACGUGUUCAGUGACUAGCGGAAUGUGGGAUAAUCAAGUACCAACUUGUCAACCCCAGUUAUGCUCUUCUCCAACCAUUGUCAAUGGUGAUGUUUCUUAUGACAACGAAGCCCUGUUCAUCGGCAACCUCGUAUCAUUUGAAUGCCACAAAGGGUACGUUCUGAUCGGCUACAACUCUACUGAGUGCUUGGAUGAUUUAACAUGGAGUAAUGACAUUCCUGUUUGCGAGGUGAUUCAAUGCGAACGUCCCGAAAUCGUCUCUGCUGAUCUAGAUAUUGUGGGCAGUCGGGAUAUUUUUGACUUUGGCGAGAACAUAGCCUACGAAUGCCAGAACAAACGGUUUCACAAACUACAUGGAUCUGCAUCAAGACAAUGUAUCGAAGGCGGCCAAUGGACAGGAGAAGAGCCAAGCUGUCAUGCAUUCUGUCGUAGUCUGCCAAGUAGGAUUCCAAAUGGCGCAUCAUUCAACACGCCAUCAGACACCAUGUACAACUGGCAUAGCGGGCAGAAGGUUUACUAUUGUAAUGAACUAUACCGGCUCACUGGUACAAGUAACAUCGUUUGUCAUAAUGGUAGAUGGAGCAGCAAUGCGUUACCAUCGUGUGUGGAUGAACGUGACAUUAAUAUGCCGCCAAUCCCAAUCCGAUCUAUGACACACGCUAUCAUAAAUGGUGUGCUAGAAGUCAACCAACGUGAUGAGGAAGUGCAGAUCGAUUGCAGAGUUUCUACUUUUCAAGGGAUUCCAGAAUGGAGGAAAGAUCCUAACAUUCGACCAGAGAAACAGUAUGCACUCAGGCUUGACGGCAGGGGAAAUCGCUGGUAUCGUCUUCGAUUAAACAACAUAGCUCAAUCGGAUAAUGGAGACUACCGAUGCACAACCAUAGCUAGAAGCAGAUCAAGCGCCAUUCGGAUAUCUGUUAUACCAACAUGUGAGGAUCCUGGUAAUCAAGAGGGUCGCCUUGCAAGCAGGGAUACUGCCGGUGGUGUACGCGCAGGGCAAACUGGCUUUGUCAGAUUUACCUGCGAGCAAGGUUAUGAUAUGGUUGGUGAUCACAGCCAGCUUGGAUGUGAUGUUAGCGGUAACUGGAACCAUGAUCCACCAGAUUGUGUUAAACGUAAUUGUCGCGAUGCAUACUUGUCUGAUCCAACCUAUGGCUACACUAGUGUUGCAUACUUGUCACCAGAUGGCACAUGGGCUUCACAGACAUUUCAAUGUUACACUGGAUAUACGCUAAAUGGAGACACCACGGUGUUAGAUAUGACGCUUGGUUGCCUUAAUGGUGUAUGGAAUGGAACUACACCAUCAUGCAGACUCCGUGCAAACAGCAUUCAGAUAACUAGCGAUGGCAGUAUGAUACCACGGGAUAUUACGUACAAUGCUAGGGACACACUGGUCCUUAAUUGCAUUCAAAGUCAGGCUCAACCCACCUGGUCAUUGAGAACCACAGACGGUGAUGUUGCCAUAUCACCAGAUAGUAAUGAAGUAGAUUUACAAGAUGAAUUUGGUAGCUCAAUGCUGAGGUUUUCUGGGCUGCAGCUCGAAAAUCAAGGGAUAUAUGUAUGCAGCAGCAACUUGGAAGAGACUUACAGCGAAUUGGUUCAACUUACAGUCUUAGCGAGUUGCUUGGCCCCUACUCCUGAUCCAAAUGGUUACAUCAUCCAGUCAACCGUGCAGGAUCUUUAUUACGAAUCCGAUGAGAUAGAGUUCGCUUGUAUUGAUGGGUUUGUACUGCAUGGUGAGAGACAAACAGUUUGUCGCCACUCGGGAUGGAGUUCUAGUGUUCCGCAAUGUAUACAAGACUUAAACUUGAGUGUGUAUAUGGAAGGCAAUAUACUAGCAGAAGGGAGUCAAAUCGUGGCGGAAACGGGCUCGCAUAUAUUCCUCGAUUGUACGCUUGAACACAACAAUCUGGUUCAUCUCUCCGAGAGUGACGUCAUAGGAUGGUCCAAACUAACACCAGGCGGAAACAGAAUAGACAUGUCGGUUCACCAGCUGAUCGUGGUAGACGGUAAUUUGACAUAUCUACGUCUAGCGUUAGCUGAUGUGACACGUGAAUUUAAUGGUCGUUAUGGAUGUGGAUCAGACGCUCAAAGUAUUAAAGUGGAAUGUCUCGUAAUUGUACCAUGUGCUCCACCUGAUGCUCUUACCCAUGGCAGCCUGGUAGUAACUGGAGAUGGAAUCCAAGCUAUAGUGUCAUAUACUUGUAGGGAGUUAUACACGUUGGUUAAUGGAGAUAGUCAACGGCAAUGUCAGCCUAAUGGAGAAUGGAGUGGCAGUGCACCAGAAUGUUCACUCGCUUAUUGCCCACCAUUGAGUAUCCCAACCACAGUCAAUGUUUUACCAGAUCUAGCUGAUCAACCCUUUCCCAUUGGAACUACAUUGACCUUCAACUGUAGUGACGACAUGUCUCCGUCAGGCCUACAACAACUUAGUUGUAUGGAUGAUGGGACAUGGUAUCCAGAUGGACAACCUAACUGCAUCGAUCAAUGCAAUGGCUUCGAGUGUCGACUUGGCUGGAAGUGUGUAGUGGUAGAUGGUCAACCAGAAUGCAAUGGUUGCAUGACGGAGAAUGACUGUAAUUCUCAAUACAGUAUUGGUACAGUGUGUGGCUCCGAUACCAAUGACUACAUCAGUGAAUGUAUCCUGGGUGUUACUGCAUGCAUCAAUCAGGAUUUGGCUCUACAAAAGGUGUAUGAUGGAAAAUGUGCUCAAGGAAGUUUGUGUUUCCUGGGACCGACUGUAAUGGAUAGAGAAUCUCUUCCCUGUCCACAACCCAACAUGAUGUUUUAUUUCAACCCUGAUACAACUGUUUUGAGUUGUCAAGUCAUCAAAGCUGACGAAUGCUUGUUGCAAGGAGGAUUUACAUCCAUGGUUGACUGCCAAGAAAAAUGUCUAAGAAACUACUGCAAUGACCCACCAGGAGAGCAUGGUCCAUGUGAUCAGGACGAGGAGUAUUGGACAUAUAACUCAGAGACUAAGCAGUGUCAGUCAUUCAUGUAUGGGGGAUGUAGUUCACGUAUUAAUCAGAACCGAUUCCCAACCAUCAAUGAUUGUUUGCGUAGCUGUCAACUUGGUGAAGUUUGCCAGCCUUGUCCGGAGACGAUGACGUUGGAUAAUGCAUGCUUCUUUGGCAAGCAUGCACAGAUUCUUACAGUGACCAGUGCUCAGCGAUUCCCAACGGUAGGAUUCAUACGUUUCUCCGUCAAUGUCCAAAACAUCUUGACGCCUCCUCGAGAUGGAUUCCUCCUUGAAACAGGUCCAGGGCAGAAUGUAUAUUGUGAGGGCACAUACAUAGAUGCGGCGUGUACAUGUCCCCGUUUGACACCUCUAGUUGAUCAAUCUUAUCUCUUUGUUUCUUCUUCAUAUAGGAAUGAAUAUCUUAAGCUUGAUAACCAUAGUUUCGUGUCUGAGUGGACAGACGACUUGCGCUUGAAAGUAAGCAGUUUGGAAUCCUGUAGAGAUUGGAUAUUGUAGGACUUCAGGUCUUACAAUCCGGAUUGCGGAGUUAAAUAACAACGGGGUCAUUUUGAUUAUGUUUCGUAUAACAUUAGUCUAAGGUAGAACUUAACGACUUAACUGGUAUAAUUAUGCCUAAUGCACUAUUUUAAGAUAUUGCCAAGUUAAAUAAAAAAGGUAUAAUAAAACUGGCUUUUAAGUGAAUUAACAAACGGUUAUUUUGAUCAAGGACGUUGUGCACGUUCGAUAUCUUAAUGUUAUACUCGUUCGUAUAUGGUUGCGAUUCUUUGGCAGCAUUUCAGACUCUAGAUGGUUUAUGAGCUUCAGUUUGAAUUGGUUGUUUCUUCCAAAAUGACUAACCCCUUUCGUUAUCUCAAACCACGUUUGUAACAAGUUGCGAUUUUUUUCAGUCCGGUAAAUUAAAAGCUGUAUUUAGAACCCGACUGUCGCGUGCUCGAAACGCAACAACUAUCAGUAACAGGGCUGUGUACAAACCGCAUUGGAUCAAAAUAAAGUUCUGAUUUGUUCUUUCACUCUCAGUUUCGCAGUACACGAGGGAUAUCACAAACGAGGCAGGAAAACAGCCAUUUUGAAUCUUUGAUGUAUAUCAAUAUAUGUGGCACGGUUGGCUUGUGCGUAAAGCGCUCGCCUCUCACCAAGGUGACCCCGGUUCGAUUCCCGGUC